AGCUCUGCCUGGAAUUCCCCCACCCUCAGGUCCCCAAGCUCAUCAUUAUCAACUGUACUACGUCUUUGUGAGGCUUGGGUCCACACCUCAUAGAUCUCGUCCAUCUCACUUCAGCCUCGCCAUCCCAUCUGAACCUCCUUCUUUCAACAUAAUUCUCGUCUUAUUUCACUUCCCCCACCUUUCUCAUCCGCACUUCCACUCGUUAUCGCCAUCAUGGACCCCAACGAGCAACCCUCAUGGGCUGGAGGCGAUGCCCCGGACAAGGAGAAGAUGGAACAGAUUCGCGCGAGACGUCUCGCCAAGCUAGGGACAUCAACGCCUGUGUCUUCCAAGUCAGACGAGAACAAGGCUCCCGAUUCCGAAUCGUCGAACCCCUCGCGCACGUCAACGCCGAAGCCGCAGCCGCAGCCCGCAUCCGCUGAAUCACGGCCCAAGAUCAACGUCACUCCCGCCGCUCCGCCUUCUUCCAGCCCGAACCCCUUCGACAAGCUAGGGGUCAAGGCGGAGCCGUCAAGUUCAACAGGUACUUCCUCUGUGAAUCGUAAAAGACUGGCAUCUGAGAUUGACGUCGCUCCAGCGGAUCGACCCUCCCCCAAGCCAUCCACCACUCAACCCGAGUCCGACGAAUCCUAUGCCGACCGAACAUUGUCACAGAUCUUCCGUAUCACUGUUGAUCCGCAUAACAUGGUCAACACCAGUGGUCAACGGCUGACGUUCCUCCCGAACCUGAAUGAAGAACUGAACGAGUCCGGAGAGCCUCUGAAGCUGUCCGUCAACACGCUAGAUCAAGCUCUUAUGGAGGCGGCCAGCAGCUAUCCCCAUGAUAAGCCUCUCAUGAACUUCUUCUUGCCAUGCUGGAAGCGUGCUGUGAAAGCGUCGCUGCAGUUCAAGGGAACAGAGGGACCCAAGUUCGAGGUGCAUGAAGAGGCAAAGCGUUUGUGUAUGAGCGGCUGCUUGUUUGCCCUGACCAUGCCGGAUCUCUAUGGCCGAUCGCCGAACCCUAAGCAUGACACACUCAUGCCAUACCUGUUGAAGGGCAUACAGGACGAGAACGGCCUUUGCUUCAACUUUAUACAGGAAGCUAUCAAGCGAUUCGAUGAUGACGAGGCUUUCCCUGCUCUGUUCAGCGAUGCCAUGGUUCAGAUCAGCAACAAGCUGGGUACAAUUUCUAUGGACCAGGAUUACAAGCCGUAUAUCCAGGCCAUGUUGACUUACACCAGAUUCCCUCCUCUAAUCGUGAACCUCGCCAAGCACCCAACCUUCAUCAUGGCUCAGUCAGCUGCUGGAAUCGAAAAGCACACCCUUCUGGGUCCGUUUUUCCGCAUCUCACCGCUCCAGAAUGAAGUCAUCAAGAGCUAUUUCCCUGGGGCUCGUGGUCUUGACAAGGGCAGAAUCGCAAACUCACAAGACGCUUUGCGAAUGGUGCUGAGGACGCACCAAGAUGAUCUUUUCGCCAUCACAAACGCCUUUAUCCGCGCAGGCCAGGAGACCAGAUCUCGAACUCUGGACUGGUUCGCUUACAUCAUGAACUCAAAUCACAAGAGGAGAGCACUACAAGUUGACCCUAGAGAGGUUGCUUCCAACGGCUUUAUGAUUAACGUGACCACGAUUCUAGACCGAUUUUGCGAACCCUUCAUGGAUAUGGAUUUCAGCAAAGUAAACAAGAUUGAUGACAACUACUUCCGGAAGCAACCACGGAUAGAUAUCAGCGAUGAGACAAAGCUGAACGCAGACGAUGCAUAUGCGAAAUCAUUCUAUGCGGACAAGAUACCAGGCGAUACCAACUUCAUCUCGGAGGCUUUCUUCUUGACCCUGGCAGCGCAUCACUAUGGAAGUGAGGCCUGCAACUCCCAGCUGAAGAAUUUGGAUAGGGAUAUAAAGUAUUUGGAGAAACGAGUCAAGAUCAUGGAGGCAGAUCGUAUCAAGUUUGUGAACAAUCCUGCCCAACUUCAACAAUAUGACAAGGCUGUUCAAAGACAUGUCGACGCUCUCGAAAAGAGCAUUGCUGUCAAGCUUUCCAUUGAAGGUGUUCUGCUUGAUGAACGGAUGCAGAGCACUUCAUUGCGUUUCAUGCGCAUUGUGGCUGUGUGGUUGCUUCGCUUGGUGACUCGAUCAGAGUACAAGCCUGGUCAAGAGUCGAAGGAGAUACAACUCCCUCUUCCUGCAGAGAAGUCAGAUGUAUUCUCAUGUCUUCCAGAGUACACGCUACAGAAUAUCGUGGACAAUUUCAAGUUCAUAUUUAGGUGGCUACCCAAGAUUCUCCCCAGCGCUGUUGGCGAUGAAAUGAUUGCGCUUUGCGUAACAUUCCUCCGCUCAACUGAGUACAUCAAGAACCCGUACCUGAAGUCAUCAUUGGUUUCACUACUCUUCUCGGCGACUUGGCCAUUGAUGCACCUAAAGCGCGGUGUUCUAGGUGACCAGCUUGUUGGCAGCCAGUUUGCCAACGAUCACCUUCUUAAGGGAUUGAUGAAGUUUUACAUCGAGUGCGAGUCAACGGGCGCGGAUUCUGCUUUCUAUGACAAGUUCAACAUCCGAUAUGAGAUUUUCCAAGUGAUCAAAUGUGUUUGGGUCAACGACCACUACAAGCGACAAUUGACACGAGAGAGUCGCGUCAACAAGCAGUUCUUUGUUCAGUUUGUCAACAUGUUGUUGAACGAUGCUACUUAUGUCUUGGACGAAGCUUUAACCAAGUUUCCCAAGAUCCGUGCUAUCGAGAAGGAACUUGAAGAUCCGUCAAUACCACAAGAGGAUCGCCAGAAGAAGGAGGAGGAGAUGCAACAGCUGGCUAACCAGGCCACGUCUUUCAUGCAGUUGGCCAACGAGACGCUUGAGAUGAUGAAGCUCUUCACAGAGGCUAUGAGUGAGGCCUUCACCAUGCCCGAGAUUGUGUCUCGUCUGGCAAGCAUGCUCAACUACAACCUGGAGACGUUAGCUGGAAAGAAGGCGGCUGCGGAGCUCAGCGUUUCUAACAGAGACAAGUACCACUUCCGCCCUAUCCAGAUCAUCUCAGACAUUGUCGACAUCUAUCUCAAUCUCGGCAACUCACCAGUCUUCAUCGACGCCGUUGCUGCAGAUGGUCGUUCCUAUAAGCCCGAAGUGCUGGAGCGCGUUUCACGCAUUCUCAUUUCCAAGCACCAGAAGGAUCCUGCCGAUGUCGCUCGCUGGGACAAGCUCAGGGUGAAGUUUGUCGACGCCAAGACGCUCCUCGACCAAGCGGAACUCGACCUGGGCGACAUCCCUGCCGAGUUUGAGGACCCCAUCAUGGGUGAUCUCAUGAAGGAUCCUGUUUUGCUACCCAGCAAGCAUAUUGUUGACCGAUCAACCAUUGUCCAGCAUCUCCUAAGCGAUCCUAAGGAUCCUUUCACAAGACAAGCCAUGACCAUCGAUGAUGCAAUUCCACAGACGGAACUAAAGGAGAGGAUUGAGCAGUGGCGAGAGGAGCGGGUGCAAGCUGCCAAGGACAAGUUGAAGAGCGAUGCCAUGGAUACCACAGAAGGUUAAGAUCAUGCGAGAGAAUGGUUUGAAAGGGGAAAUUAUCUGAUUAGACUUGUUCAGUUGUCUGUCGAAGAUGGGAGACGGCGCAUGUGUACUUCACUUCGCUCAUGGUGAGCAUGGAGAAUGGCCUGGUUAAAGGGGAUAGUUUACAUGAGACGGCAAACAGCGGUUCAGGAACUGCAGCGUAUUUUUAGAUGAUAAAUAUCUUGUUCGUCAGAAAUACAGCGAGUUGCAUUUCCACCUAACCGUCCUAACUACCUACACAUCAGGCUAUCUCCGCCGUACCCCUUCCCCUAUCCCCAAUGCCUUCUUGACUUUUGAAUCACAGCUCACGCCUUCAAAUCCUUAUACUCCUCCAACACUUGCUCCAGCUCUCUGAGAAUCUUCUGCUUGCGCUCAUCAGAGCACCAGCUUUCCUUAACAGCACCGCGGACGAUCCAUGCCCAGUCCUUGACGGAGAGGCUGAAGGUAUCCUGGACACGGCAGUAGACUUCCUGGACGUAGGCGCCAAAGUAAGCAGGAUCGUCGCUGUUGACGCUGAAGAGGACACCAGCAUCGAGGAACUUGCGCACAGGGGCGUCGGCGAGUUCAGGCAGGUUGCAGAGAGCUACGUUAGACCAGGGGCAGAAAGUCAAGAGGGUGCGGUUGGCGGCCAGUCUCUUGAGGAGUUCUGGGUCCUGAGCAGCUGCGAGACCGUGGUCGAUGCGCGAGACUUUCAGGUGCUCGAGUGAGGCAGUGAUGAAAGAAGGUGGUGCUUCCUCACCGGCGUGAGUGGUGAGAUGAGUGCCAGUCUUUGCCACACGGGCAUAGACCUCUGUGAAGAGCUCAGGAGGGAACGCCUUCUCGCUCGAGACCAUGCCGAAGCCUGUCAGGGUACCAUCGUUGAAGUGGCCACGGUCAAGAAGAGUAUCGACCAGAGCAUGAGACUCGGGAACAGGUAGAUGGCGAAGGAUACAGACAAUCAGCUCGACAGUAAUCCCCAACUCCUUCUGAGCACGACGCUUGGCAGCUGUAAGUCCUGCGACGACAGUGUCGUAGCUGACACCUCGAGCGAUGUGCGCCUGAGGAUCGAAGAAGAUCUCAGCAUGCCGGACGUUUUCGCUCGCCGCGCGCUGGAAAUACUGGUACGCAAGAGUCUCAAAGUCGUUUUCGGUGAUAAGCACGCUCAUCCCGAGGUAGUAGUAGUGCAGGAAAUCAUCGAGGGAUGUGAAUCUCCCAUAUCGCUCUCGCAACUUGUCAGCCGACUCGUAGACAGGAUCCUCUGGCAAUUUGAUCCCGUUCUUCUCAGCGAGGGAGAAGAGAAGUUCAGGCUCAAGAGUUCCCUCAAUAUGGAGAUGCUGCUCAACCUUUGGCAAGGCCUUGAGGAAGCUGUGGAACUGAGAUUUGCACAUAUUGAAUGAUUGAUCUUGGACGAUCAAGUUUAUUUCGUCUCGUUGAGAUCUUGUUUGGGAUUAUCACAGCAGUUUUUUUUUUUUUUUUUUUUUUUUUUUC
Molecule: messenger RNA, 4986 nt
Organism: Fusarium verticillioides 7600
Lineage: Eukaryota; Fungi; Ascomycota; Sordariomycetes; Hypocreales; Nectriaceae
Product: ubiquitin conjugation factor E4 B
Exons: 6
Coding region: 214-3501 (1095 amino acids)
Biological process (GO): protein polyubiquitination
Cellular component (GO): cytoplasm; nucleus; ubiquitin ligase complex
Molecular function (GO): ubiquitin-ubiquitin ligase activity
Source: RefSeq, a predicted model, not a curated record